Molecule: messenger RNA, 1638 nt
Organism: Nematocida ausubeli
Lineage: Eukaryota; Fungi; Microsporidia
Exons: 1
Coding region: 1-1638 (545 amino acids)
Source: RefSeq, a predicted model, not a curated record
AUGUUUCCAGAAGAUAUACAGGAAAGAGAUCGGCAAAAGAGUGUCCUUAAAGGGAAAUUACCCAAUAAGGAAAUAAUAGAAAAAGUGCAUUCAGAUUUGAUGGAUACCAGAGGAUCAAGCAGUCAGCUCAUGAAGGAUUUCCAAGAACUCAGAUUCAUACAAGACUUUGUGCGCCCAUUUAAGAACGAAGAAAAAAUUCAUAAAGAAAUUCAAGAGUCGUCGGGGGCGAACUACCCAGGGAAAUUAAAUACCAGAAACCCUUCACUUUUAAAAUAUUCAAAAAUAGAAAGUGAACAGGAAAUGGAUAUUACAAGAUUCCCGGAUAUUCCGCACACUGCAAUAAUUAAUGAGUCUGGGACUAAUGGUCUAAUUUCAACGAGAUUUAAUGACGAGGUUUGCAUGGGACUAGCCAGGGAAGACGCAACCAGAAGAAUGAAUUGCGUCUUAUUCCAGGACAUCCAUGAUAAAAAUCCGUUUGAAAUCCAAAAUAACGGAAAUUCAAUUGAUAUGAAAAUUGAAGAAUUAAAUUUUGAAAUUUUAAAAUUAAUUGAAAAAAAGGUCAGAAAUGACCUUACAAACUCGCAUGAAGCCACAGUAACCAUGUAUAAGGAUGAGAUAGAUCACCUUAACAUGAAAAUACUCUCACUUCAGGCAUCUUUUAAGAUAGAAUUAGAAGAAGUUUCAAAAGAGUCAGAAAUUAAUCACAGAAUGAACAAAAAGCUCAAGGAGAUCCAGGAGAAGUCGGAGGGAUACCAGAAAGAGCUAAAUCAAAGGGUUAAGUUAUUCCAAGAGCAAGAAUGCAGGUGGAUCCAGAGGUCGAUCAAAAUGGAGUCAGAUUUGAAGGAAAAAGAUGCAAAAAUCUCAAGAAAUUUCACAGAAAUUCAAGAAAAAGAUGCAAAAAUUAUCCAUCUCACCCGGGAAUUAUCAAAUUUAAAAAUAAAAAUAAAAAACCCUUCACUCACAGAUUUAUCACAAAUUGAUGAACUGAAGGGAACAAUAAAAUUAUUAAAAGAAGAAAUUGAUGAAAUCACAAGGAAAUUCCAGAUAGACGAAAAAGAUGAAAAAGACAAGAUAUUCCCAGAGAAAGUGAAGGAAUACAAGAUGAAAACUGAAAUAAACCCAGAGUUAGACACGAAAAUGCACCCGGACCCAGAAGAUAAAAGGAAAUCCAAUGGCAUUCCAGGAAGAAAGGGUCUUCCAGCCUCAAAGCACAUUUUCCAUUUCUACAGAAUAAAAGGUCUCCCAGAAACCGUUAAAACAAUACCACUACCAAACAUAAGAAAGACAUGGUGCUCAAUUGCAGGGAUAAAGACAGGACACAUGGGCUUUAUAAUGCACCUACCACAAAAUACCAUGCAAUUAGCAAUUCCAACGAAGUUUCAGCCUAAUUUAAGACUAAUUGCAGAGUCUUACAGGAAAUCACUAAAUAAUCCUGUUGAAAUUGAAGGACCAGUGGACCCAUUGGAAUUCCCAACGGCAGAAAAGAAGAAUCUUCUAUUCCGCCUGAAGGAAUAUGCCUUGCAGUUAGUCAAUAAUAUAUCCAUGAAGCACAUUGAACUCUAUAAAUUCAGUGAGAAAGUGCUUUCAUGCAAAUCCCCAGAAGAAUUCUAUGAGAGACUCCGUAUAGGGACCUUAUAA